CGCGACGUUUUUAAAUUAUUGAGGCGCGUUUUGUUAAAAUGACUGUUGACAAGCCAGAAACCUAAUGCAUCCUUAACGGUGCCUUUUCCAUAGCUUGCAUUGCACAACAGAUGAAGAAAAUGUCGUCCAGAAUUCCAAGAAGUCUGCAGUUACCUGCAGAAAUUAAGAAAGCCGGUUAUAAAGUUGAAUCCAAAGAGACAGCAGCUGUAUCUGCAACAGCACAUGCUGGACAGAAGUCAGAUGGUAUCCUCAAACCUCAAAAAGAAAACGUGCCCAAGAAAGCUGUUGCUCCCAAAGUAAACAAAGGGAUCUCCACCAGGUAUGGGCAACAGGCAGAUCUUAAGGGGCAAAAUCAGCAUCUGAUGGCUACUAAUGAGGAGCUGCAGAAAAACCUCACAGAGACGCAGCAAAGAGUAGCUACGUUGGAGCUGCAGGUCAGUGAACUUAAAACGGAGGCUGGAGAGGUUCAGAAAAACCUGAAGGACUGUCACAUGCUCUUAGUCGCAGCUAAUAUAGACCCAGUUUUAGGAGAACGAGUUGGAGAAGCUGCACAACAAAAAGAAGAUAAAUGGAAAGGGGUUAUGAGUGUCUUCACAGACCUGCUGAAUGAAUUAAAAGUGUUUGGAGACACUGCGUCACAGCAACAUGUCUGCUUAGAGGAAAUCCAAACAACGAUGACAGGACUCUCAAAAGCGAGGGAACAUAUGAUGCAAGAAAGAGAGAACUUCUCCCUGCAGGUGGUUGAAAUGGAAAAUGCUCUCAAGGAAGCAGAAGCUCUCUUGCUGUAAAAGUUAUAAUGUCCCAAUUACAAAUUAGUUAAAGUAUUGAUCCUUAUUGUAUGUUUUAAUGUUUGUGUGAUUGAAACUUAAUAAAAUAUUCUUUAUCUAAUUCUUAUCAAAUUUUCAUAUUUAAAACGGUCAAAUGAUGCUUCAGAAACAUUAUUUGUACUUUUCUACGAAUAAAUAAAGACAUUUUAUCAGUUGCA
Molecule: messenger RNA, 985 nt
Organism: Pseudoliparis swirei
Lineage: Eukaryota; Metazoa; Chordata; Actinopteri; Perciformes; Liparidae
Gene: knstrn
Product: kinetochore localized astrin (SPAG5) binding protein
Exons: 9
Coding region: 111-788 (225 amino acids)
Biological process (GO): spindle organization; mitotic sister chromatid segregation; regulation of attachment of spindle microtubules to kinetochore
Cellular component (GO): centriolar satellite; kinetochore; mitotic spindle
Source: RefSeq, a predicted model, not a curated record